AUGAGUACGUCGACGCAAGAUGAAGCCACGAGCGUGGUGGCCCCCGCCGAGGUGGCCAGCGCCAUUCCGCCGCUCAUGCGGCGCCGAAGCUCCCUCGCCAUGAGCGGUUCGGGCGUCGUCCUCACCCGCCGCGACUCCCUCGUCCAGGGCCUCGUCGCCGACUUCCACAACUUGCAGGGCAAGCCCGAACAGCUCAACACCGAAUUGCCCGACUACUCCGUCCACGACGAGGUCUCCUUCCCGGGCGACAAGAAGUACUGGUACAAGGAGGCGGUCUUUUACGAGGUCUACGUCAGGGCGUUCUGCGACUCGAACGGAGACGGCCAUGGCGACCUGGUGGGCCUCACCUCCAAGCUCGACUACCUCCACUCCCUCGGCGUCGACUGCCUCUGGCUGUUGCCGAUCUAUCCGUCGCCGCUCAAGGACGACGGCUACGACGUGGCCAACUACGUCGACAUCCACCCCGACUACGGAAACCUCGCCGACUUCAAGACCUUUGUGAAUGCGGUGCACGAGCGUAGCAUGCGAGUCAUCGUCGACUUUGUGCCCAACCACACGUCGGCGGACCACAAGUGGUUCCAGAUGGCGCGGGAGGACCGCAACUCGCCCUACCGGGACUACUACGUGUGGACCGACGACCCCAAGAAGUACAACGAGGCCCGCAUCAUCUUUAUCGACACCGAAGAGUCCAACUGGACGUGGGACGAGAAGGCGGGACAGUACUACUGGCACCGAUUCUACUCCUCGCAGCCCGACCUUAACUUCGAGAAUCCCAAGGUGCAGCAGGAGAUGUUCGACGUGAUGAAGUUCUGGCUCGACAUCGGCGUCGACGGUUUCCGCGUCGAUGCCGUCCCCUACCUCUUCGAGGAGGAGGGCACGAAUUGCGAGAAUUUGCCACAGACGCACGUGUUCCUGAAGCGGAUGCGGAAGUGGCUGGACGACAACUACACGGGGCGGGUCAUCCUGGCCGAGGCCUGCCAGCCGCCCAUCGACGUCCGCAAGUACUUUGGCGACGAAGGCGACGAAUUCCACAUGGGGUUCCAUUUCCCGGUGAUGCCGCGCAUCUAUCUGUCGAUCCGGAGCGAGGAGAGCACCACCCUGCGCGACAUCCUGGCCGACACGCCCCUCAUCCCCGAAAACUGCCAGUGGGUCACCUUCCUCCGCAACCACGACGAGCUCACCCUCGAGAUGGUGACACCGGCGGAGCGUAAGUGGAUGUGGGAGCAGUACGCGCCGGAGCCCCGCAUGAAGAUCAACCUCGGCAUCAGGCGACGCCUCGCCCCGCUGAUGAACAACGACCGGCGCCAGAUCGAGCUGGCGUACAGCCUGCUGUUCACCCUGCCCGGCUCGCCCAUCCUCUACUACGGCGACGAGAUCGGCAUGGGCGACAACAUCUGGCUGCCCGAUCGCAACGGCGUGCGCACGCCGAUGCAGUGGAAGGCGAAGGAGCCCAACGGCGGCUUCUCCACCUCGACCAAGCUCUACGCCCCCGUCGUCAACGACGAGACCUUCGGCUACGACAUCGUCAACGUCGACUCCCAGUACGCCGAGCCGGGGUCGCUGUUCCAUGCGGUGAGCCACAUGGUGCGCACGCGCAAGAAGCACCCGUCGUUCGGUACGGGCACGCUGUACUGGAUCGACUGCGCGGAGAAGCGCGUGGCGGCCUACAUUCGCUCGACGUCGUUCGACAAAAUGCUGUGCGUGUCGAACCUCAGCUCGCGCCCGCUCGACGUCGCCAUCCCGCUGCCGGCCGGCGACACCCCGCCCGCGCCCGAGGCCGACAACCCGACCCACACCCACCCCCACGAGCUCGCCCUCGGCGGCACCCUUCUCAACGCGGAGAAUAACGAGGGGCUGACCUACUUUGUGGACAUCCUGACGUCGAUCCAGUACUCCGUGGUCGACGGCGUGCUCCAGGCGAGCCUCGCCCCCUACCAGUUCCUCUGGCUCAACAUCGCCCAGGCCUUCGACUUCUAA
Molecule: messenger RNA, 1977 nt
Organism: Acanthamoeba castellanii str. Neff
Lineage: Eukaryota; Discosea; Longamoebia; Acanthamoebidae
Product: trehalose synthase
Exons: 17
Coding region: 1-1977 (658 amino acids)
Biological process (GO): carbohydrate metabolic process
Molecular function (GO): catalytic activity
Source: RefSeq, a predicted model, not a curated record